This is a messenger RNA of Dreissena polymorpha, 2896 nucleotides long. Its product is annotated as ribose-5-phosphate isomerase-like. The transcript has 8 exons. Lineage: Eukaryota; Metazoa; Mollusca; Bivalvia; Myida; Dreissenidae. The coding region runs from base 46 to 861 and encodes 271 amino acids. Gene Ontology annotation, biological process: D-ribose metabolic process; pentose-phosphate shunt, non-oxidative branch. Gene Ontology annotation, molecular function: ribose-5-phosphate isomerase activity. The record is from RefSeq and is a predicted model, not a curated record. Gene Ontology annotation, cellular component: intracellular membrane-bounded organelle.
UGUUUUAAUCUUAAAAGCCGGGAACCUCCCAGUUAUAAAAAGGGCAUGAAACCUUGCGGACGUUUAGGAAAACUUGCCAAAUAUUUAAUUCAUCCUCAGUACCAGGGUCACAAGUAUUUGUCAACAAGUGCAGUUAAGUUUAGUAAAAUGGCUGGAAUCGAAGCGGGGAAGAAAGCAGCCGCCAUUGCGGCUGUCAACAACCAUAUUAAGGAUGGUCAGGUGGUUGGGAUUGGAAGUGGCACAACUGUCGUCAGUGCUGUGCAGAGAAUUGCUGAGCGUGUCAAACAGGAAAACCUCAAGCUUGUUUGCAUCCCAACAUCAUUCCAGGCUAAGCAGUUAAUACUUGAAAAUAACCUCGUACUAGGGACGCUGGAGCAGUAUCCGGAGUUGGAUGUGGCCAUAGAUGGUGCUGACGAGGUGGACGCAGCCCUGACCUGUAUCAAAGGCGGUGGUGGAUGCCUCACGCAGGAGAAGAUUGUGGCAAACUGUGCGAAGGAGUUCAUUGUGAUAGCUGAUGAAAGGAAGGAUGUCUCCGUGUUGGGUACCAACUGGAAGGGCGGGGUACCGAUAGAGGUGGUUGACCUAGCGUACAGGCCCGUCAUGUUGCAGCUAGAAAGGCUCCUAAGGGGGCAGGCAACGCUCCGAAUGGCAGUCAAGAAAAUGGGACCCGUUGUUACAGACAAUGGCAACUUCCUCAUUGACUGGGUGUUCGAUAAACCAGGCGACUGGGCACAUAUCAACACCACCCUGAAAAUGAUACCUGGAGUGGUAGAGACUGGCUUGUUUGUCAAUAUGGCCAAGAAGGCUUAUUUUGGCAGAUCUUCCGGUGAAGUGCACACUAGAGAACCAACACACACCUGAGGAAUCCAGACUUGAUUAUGUGACCAUUAUCCUAAUCAUGUUUGUAUUCUUAUGAAAACAACGUCGCGUUAAGGUGGUCAUAAGUCUCAUAAACGUAUAGCAAAGGUUAUACUACAUCACAUAAAAAUGGUUGUACUUUGGAUUUGGAGCUUAAAUUCUCAUCUAUGAUAAUUUGUUUUCAUAUCAUAGGGCUUAACCAUUAUAAAUUGACUGAAAUAUGGGUAGAGGGGAUAAUUAUCCUAUGUUUGAGAACCUAUUUGUCCGGGUUUACUAAUUUUACUGAUUUUAAAAGCAUGUGUGUGUGAAAAAACACAGUUAUAUGAAAUAAUGUAAUGUUUAACAUGGUUUUGCUGAAAUAUGCAUUUGCCGUUAUUAAUAGAAGUGCAGCAUUUAAAACAAAUUUGGAUCUGUCACAAAUGUUUGUCACGGUUUUAAAGUGAAAUAUUGUUUUGUAAAUUGUGUACUUAAUAUUUUUCAACAAUCAAGUGAACUACUUUUGAUGAGGUAAUGCGGUUUAGAUAUGGUCAAUUGUGCGGCGCAUUUAGUAGAUGUGCCAAUGAAUAUAAACACAUACAAAUUAAUAAAUUAUUAAUUGUACAAUAAUCAACAAUUGUUACCGUCACGGUAAGUUUCAAUACAUUCCAUUAAUUAUAGAUAUUUAUGAAGAUGAAAAUUGUAAUGCAAAAUUAUAACGUAACUCAAAGCUCGCAUGUUCAAAUAAAAUCUUUUGUUUACACAGACUCAAGAUGGUCUUGCAACUGAGUGUUUGUGUCGUAUAUUAUAUAAAGGAAUACAAAUCUUAGACCGGUAUUCAAAAAUGUCGUAAGAAAAACAAAUCCUUAGAUGUUAUCACAUUCCCUGAGCUGUUCGUGGUUUUUCGACAAUCGACGUUGACAUUAUUGUUAUACCAAGAUUUUAAUAUGCCUCCGAAUGAGGGCAUAUAGUGAUCGGACCGUCCGUCCGUCUGUCCGUCCUUCCGUCACACUUUGCGUUUUGGUUUCGCAUUUAGGUUUCGAAAAAUGCUCAUAACUUCUAUGUCCCUUCACAUAGCAACUUGAUAUUUGGCAUGCAUGUGUAUCUCAUGGAGCUGCACAUUUUGAGUCGUGAAAGGUCAAGUUCAUCCUUCAAGGUCAAAGGUAAAAAACAUCUUUUAAAGCGGCGCAGUAGGGGGCAUUGUAUUCUGACAAACACAUCUCUUGUUUUUCAUGUAAUUAAAGAAAACAACACUAGUCGGUUUUGUUACUUUUUCGAUGUAUUCUGAACAAAAUUCUUGCACACUUUACUAAUACUCCUUUUUUCGGGCUCCAAUCGACAAUUAAUCGGAUUCAAAAUUAUUUUGAGAUAAAUUCAAUUCCUUUAAUUUUAUUAUCACAAUAACAACCCAUAAUGUAUAUCGCUCCAUUUUUACCAACGAUACACUUGUAGUAAGUAAACAUAAAUAAUUCGAGUAAACAUGUUUAAAAACGUAUUGUUUCGAGAAUUUUAAACAAACGACAUUAUAAGAAAAAAGCUGAAAUUAGCAGCAGUUAUGAUAUUAUAUUAAAUGUUCAAAUGUUUGAAUCAAACAAGAUACGAUUUUGAAUAAUUGUGAGAUGAAUAUUCGGAUGCUUCACGGGCCGCUUUAUGCUAUAUUUUUACUUGCAAACAAGUUUUUAUAAAAUUAUCAAAUUCACUACCAUCUGCUCGGGAUAUGGUAAUUAAACGUUGUUAGUAAUAAUUAUUAUUGAUAAAAAACGACCACGGUUUAGAAUGAAAACAAAAAUGCACGGCCAUCGUGGGUAUUUCGAUUUUCGAAUUAUAUUUGCAAUUUUACUGCAUGCAAAUCUUUAUGAUAUCUUGCGAUAUACUCGGGAACGUUUCUUUUUCACAAAAUGUUGAUUUUCUUUUAUACUCUAAGGCUUACAGACUGUAAAUGUUAUGACUUCAAAACUAAGGAUGAAGAAAACAGCAAUCACAGUAUGUUCAGAUGCUAUGCAAUGUUUGUGGUAAAAGAAAUGUAUUUUAUGGGGUUUAUGAAACAAAAUGAAAAGAUCAA